This is a messenger RNA of Colletotrichum graminicola M1.001, 1011 nucleotides long. RefSeq lists its product as uncharacterized. Bases 1 to 1011 code for a protein of 336 amino acids. The record is from RefSeq and is a predicted model, not a curated record. The transcript has a single exon. NCBI's taxonomy places the organism in Eukaryota, Fungi, Ascomycota, Sordariomycetes, Glomerellales, Glomerellaceae.
AUGUGCACCACCGACGUUUACACCGACGUCUACCCCGACGGCCGGAGGCGCGAGUACCAAGAGCCCAGCUACUGCAGCACUGCAUCUCGCAGCGGCCGCUUCUGCGCCAACCCCGCCGUCUACAACCACCCGCCUCGUGAUGUAGCUUAUCCACCAGCCGGACCUUCGUACUCCUUCCCUCAGCAGAUGCCGCCCACUCCUCCACUGGGCUCACCUCGGGGCUUUUCCUCAGGCGCCAACGGAGAUCGCACUCGCCGGGAGUCUUCCUCGACCGACCGCAAACACCGACAUUCUGGUAUCUAUGUGAACGGGCAGAAAGUCUUGGACCUCAACCGCAAGAACCGCUCGCGUGCCGAGCGCAUCGUCAUCGUCGACUCCCCGCCUACCCCUCGCACGCCUCCCAAGCAGUACGCAUCACCCUACACCGCGCCGCCUUCACCCAACGCGGGCGGCAACAGCCCCAACUUCCACUACAGCCACGUCCCGCGCGAUUCUUUUCGCCCCGUCAUCGUAGACGAGCGCACACCGCGGUCCAAGGUUGAGAUCGAGGUUGUUGACAACGGCCAUCGCCGCCACAACUCCUCUGACUCGCGACACAGCCACAGCCACAGCAACAGCGGCGGCGACGACGAAGAGCGCCGGCGCCGCCGUUGUGAUCGCGAGCGUCAGAAAGAGGAGGAGCGCCAGGAGCGCAUCCGCCUGCAGAUUGCCGCGCAGAACGCCGAAAUCGCCCGCCGCAGCGCCACGGCCUUUAAGCGCACGCCUCCGAGCUUCGUUCCUACCAUAUCCGACCAGGAGCGUGACUUGGAACUGGCCAAUGCCGUGCGCCGGCUGGAGAUUGCCGACUGUCGGGCGCGCGAGGCGCGUGAAGCACGGGAGAGGGAAGAGGAAGAGGAGGCCCAGCGCCGCCGGCUGAUGGAACGCAUGAUGCCCCGCCGCCGGGCGACGGUAGGGCCGGGCAGCCGGAGGCACCGCGUCCUCUACGACGAUGGAGUUUACCGAUGGGAGUAA